Messenger RNA from Fragaria vesca subsp. vesca, 1126 nucleotides. Its product is annotated as ribonuclease P protein subunit p25-like protein-like. Gene Ontology annotation, molecular function: RNA binding. The transcript has 9 exons. Lineage: Eukaryota; Viridiplantae; Streptophyta; Magnoliopsida; Rosales; Rosaceae. The coding region runs from base 50 to 802 and encodes 250 amino acids. The record is from RefSeq and is a predicted model, not a curated record.
CUCUCUCUCUCUCUCUCUCUCUCUCUCUCUCUCUCCCGAACUCAACGAGAUGGAUAGGUACCAGAGGGUGGAGAAGCCCAAGGCAGAGCCCACGCCUAUAAACGAGAAUGAGAUUCGCAUAACCGCUCAAGGCCGUAUGAGGAAUUAUAUUACUUACGCCACCACUCUCCUUCAGGACAAAGGGUCGAAUGAAAUUGUCCUCAAGGCAAUGGGCAGAGCUAUCAAUAAGACUGUGAUGAUUGCUGAACUAAUCAAGAGAAGGAUUAUUGGCCUCCAUCAGAAUACUUCUAUUGGAUCAACUGAUAUAACUGAUGUGUGGGAGCCCCUGGAAGAAGGCCUGUUCCCUAUAGAGACUACUCGGCAUGUUUCAAUGAUCACAAUUACUUUGUCAAAGACGGAACUGUCACCAACCUCUACAGGCUACCAGUCCCCUAUUCCGGCUGAUCAAGUGAAACCGUUGAACGAUUUUGAGGAUGAUGGAGAGGGUUCACCUAGAACCCGAGGCAGGGGACGUGGUGGCCGAGGAAGAAGCAGGGGUAGAGGGAGCUACAAUGGAGUUGUUGAUUAUAAUGGAGAUGGUUGGGAUGGUGGGCGUGGCUAUGGUGGAAGAGGAAGAGGCCGUGCGAGAGGUGGUUCUUUCAGGGGUCGAGGACGAGGUUAUGGUCAGCAAGCUGGAUACUAUGAUUAUGCUGAAAGUGCACCUGUCCAAGGUCGUGGUCUCACAGGGCGCGGUCGAGGAAGGGGAAGGGGCCGUGGGCGUGGUCGUAGUACCCGAUUGGAUGGCCAAGCACCAGCUGCUUGAGCAGAUGGUUGCCUAAGUACUAGAUAUAUGUGGACUUGAAAAAAAAAAAAAAAAAAUAGCUAUGUGGGAUGCCUGCUCUGCUUAUGUCUUCGUGAAGUUUGCUGAUAUCUAUGGGCAUUGUCUUUCCUUUCAAGUUUUCCAAGUGUUGCAACCAUGAUGCUUGAAAUUUUGUUUGUAGGUAAUGAGGUUAGGAUACUUUUGUAGUUCCUGCUAAUCGAGUUUUUUAUACACCUUAUAAAGGUUUGUAAAAUGUUUCUCUUUUCUUUAUAGAAAUAAUAGAGCAGUACAUUAUUUUAUUCGUGAUAGAAUAUUGCAUGCUAACUC